Molecule: messenger RNA, 3470 nt
Organism: Anneissia japonica
Lineage: Eukaryota; Metazoa; Echinodermata; Crinoidea; Comatulida; Comatulidae
Product: LIM/homeobox protein Lhx9-like
Exons: 5
Coding region: 245-1459 (404 amino acids)
Biological process (GO): regulation of transcription by RNA polymerase II; neuron differentiation
Cellular component (GO): nucleus
Molecular function (GO): DNA-binding transcription factor activity, RNA polymerase II-specific; RNA polymerase II transcription regulatory region sequence-specific DNA binding
Source: RefSeq, a predicted model, not a curated record
AUCUCUGGAUGAGUAACUCUUACAAACUGUGACCGACGAAGACUCUUACAAACUCUGACCGACGAAGCGAUUACGACUCAGUUCCCUAGCAGGUCCUCCCAUCCCACUACACAGGACUCAAAUCGCGGAGACUCAACAAGCACCCACCCACUGGAUAUUUAUAUUGAGGCCAACUCGAUAAGCUAACCAAAUCAUCUUUGAAUCAGUUGUUUGAGGAACUCUUUGGUCACCCUUAAGACCGGUGAUGGGAAUGGACAGUGGUCUGCCCACUCCCCAUGUGAGCAGUUGUUGUAUGCGCAGUCCCUCAACUCCAAAGUUAACCGCUAACAACAGUGUUAUGACAAUGCCUAUUUUGAAUAUCGACAACAAACCUUGCAGUGAGUGCGCUGGUUGCCGCGGUCGCAUCACGGACCGGUACUACCUCCUUGCCGCCGACAAACAGUGGCAUACGGAAUGCUUACGGUGCACAGAGUGUAAACUAAGGCUAGACGACCAACUCACCUGUUUUGCGCGUGACGGCAACAUAUAUUGUAAAGAAGAUUAUUACAGGAGAUUUUCUUCGAAGAGGUGCAGCCGAUGUAAUAUGGGGAUACCGUCGGGCGAAAUGGUGAUGCGGGCCCGUGACCUUGUCUACCACUUAGCCUGUUUCUCAUGUGCUUUAUGCAAUAGGACGCUGACAACCGGUGAACAUUUCGGCAUGAAAGACUGCCUAGUAUACUGUCGAAUGCAUUAUGAAACUAUGCUUCACGGAGAACGAACCCUAGGGUUGAUCCCCUAUACAAAUGACCCUCUCCCGAACCAUUCCACGAACACUUUAUCGCCGUAUUACAAUGGAAUGGGACCAGUGCAUAAAGGGCGACCCCGGAAAAGAAAGGGCAUGGAUACAACUCUAGAUUACCAUCAAGGUUUUGAUCUUGAAAAUGGAAUGGAUAGAGAUGGAUAUGGUCAACAGUCAAGGACAAAGCGCAUGCGCACAUCCUUCAAACACCAUCAACUUCGAACAAUGAAGUCGUACUUUACACUGAACCACAAUCCGGAUGCAAAAGAUUUAAAACAGCUUGCACAGAAGACGGGGUUAACGAAAAGAGUUUUACAGGUUUGGUUUCAAAAUGCAAGAGCUAAAUAUAGGCGGACGAUGUUGAAAAAAGACGACGGUAAAGGUGGCACUGAUUCCAGCAACAUCGAAGACGAUAACGACAAGAAUUGCACGACGGACAUUGAAGCCGACUCGCCUGACCAGACGCACGAAAACCAUUCUAAUAUUGACGAAGAGGAAGAACAUGUAGAGCACGAUGAUGAGGACGAUAACGACAGCCAUGGGAGUACGUCAUACAUCGACAUGGAUGGUCCGCCCUCAUCGGGCGCAAGUGAUCGCACAUCAAGUAUUCCUCCGCUUACCGAAUUACAGAGCACACUAGACGACCACAUUUCCACCAGUUUUACGACGCUAUUUAACUAACAAAACAAUAUUUUUACAACAAAAAUAUAAAUUUCUUGAUAUCUUACUUAGCCGAGUAAUGUGAGCUGAGCAUGAUUAUGAUUAUGACGUAUAUCAAGAUACUCUGCUAGUUAUUUGCCUUCUUCUAUAGACUUUAAUGCUUGUCAAAUUAAACAAUUGAUUUCAACUUAACUUAAAAUUGUUAAAGCACCUUGUACUCAUGGAGCAAGUUUUAUGGUUAGUUUCCGUCUGUACCUUGAAUAUUAUCUUUAAAAACAAUGUAUUUAUUACUGGAAUUCUUCCAGAUAAUUGUCUUAUUUGUGUAUUUGUUACUUGUUAUUUGUGUAUUGGUUACUUAUUUGUUUUUGUGUUACAGUGACCAAGUCAUCAUCUGGUUCGUCGUAAAGAGACAUGGUGUAAUUUUGUUAUCACAAAAGUUAUUGGCGAUUUAGUAUUUACAAUGGACCGUUUCACAAAGCUGUUCCCCUUGAAUGUUUUGUAAGGUCCCACUAAACGACGGCCGUAACCUACAGUUGAAAACUUGUGUUCCUCCAUGAAACAUGCACGUACUUCUGACCUUUCGUAUUUAAUAGAAAGUUCAGAGUGAUCAGUAGUUAAAUUUCUCAAGUGAAUUUCAAUUGCUUAUCCGUGAUCGUAUGUCUGUUUAUUUGUUUAGACCUAUAUGAACCAAUUAGCAUAAAUCAAAUUAAAAAAAAGAAAAACAUAUUGAAAAACAAACUAUGACCUUGGUAGAAAGAACUUUACGGUAAUUAUAUAUUUAAAAUUUCAAACAAUUCAAUGCGCUCAUUAACUGAAACAAGUAUAAAAAAUAUUCUUAUUCACAGUAUAUAAAAUGUAUCAAUGUAUGCCUUGUUGUUUUUUGUUUAUACGAAUGGGCCUAUAUGAUAUUCAUGUAAACAGCAAUACAAUUUAAAGUUUCUAAAAAUGAUAGGCCUAGUGUUCGUUAGGUCAUUACACAUUUAACCCUUGUGUUAAACUUACGAAACACCAUUGAUUAACGCAUUAUCCCACCAACGUAAGAUAUAGAAUUUACUUAUGUAAUACAAACGUAAAAAUAAAAAUGAUACCUCAAAUUCACAAUGCUUCUGAAAGUCAUUAACUGAUGUAGAGAUUACAUGCCUUGUAUUUGUUUUCACUAGUAUCUGAACUGUGCCUUUUUAAAACAACAAAAAACAAUGCUUUACCAAAGAUUGAAAGCCAUGGCUGGGACUGUCACAGUAUUUAACCCCGUACCAAAGAUCAUGCUCUGUACAAUUUUACAAAUUCGUAGGCCAAUACAUAACACAACUACUUUAAUGAUAAGAUUAUCUUGAUACCGUGGAUUGAGUGAACGAAAUGAAACAUCAUCAUUAAAAAAUUGUAUAUUAAAUAAACAUAAACAACAACGACUAUUUGUUCUUAAAAUAUUUCUAUUUUAAUAUUUUUUUCUGGAUAACAAACUAUGUUCGAAUGUGAGGAAUGGGAAACUCGCUAACAACGAGUAAAUUUGUUAAAUAAUGCAACAACAAGUUAAGUUCAAUUUAAUCAUCUCGCAUCCCGUCAUUGAUGAAAUGGUUUCAAAUUUCUAAAUUUCUAAAUAUUUACUUAUAACGCUGUUUUAUCAGUUGUCUUGCUGCAUCAGAGUCAAAUUAGGGUUACUGUUUUCAGUAUAUGAAAGUAGUAUUUCUCCUAAAUCUCAGGCCUCUUCACAGACCAUUGAUAAUCGUCGUGUUUAUUUAUUAUUUUUUAUAAGUUUUAAAUUUCCGACUCAUUAUGUAACUGAAGGAACACACUUUUAGGUUUUAACUGUGAAAAAUCUAUGUUAAGUGAGUGGAUUUAUGUUGGAAAUAAAAACAUACAUUGUUUGUAUACCUUGUAAAUUACUAAGCAAUAAAUAUAAUAGAUUUAGAUUAUUAUGUAUACAUGUAAAUUGUAAUAUUUAACUUUUUUAUUUCUCUUGUAAAAGUUUUUUUUGACCAAUGAAAAUUGUUAUUUUGUGUGACGAUGGAAUAAAGUAAAAACUGAAUUUAAA